This is a messenger RNA of Limulus polyphemus (Atlantic horseshoe crab), 2584 nucleotides long. RefSeq names its product FAD synthase-like. Bases 173 to 1762 code for a protein of 529 amino acids. The transcript is spliced from 13 exons. Gene Ontology annotation, molecular function: FMN adenylyltransferase activity. Gene Ontology annotation, biological process: FAD biosynthetic process. The record is from RefSeq and is a predicted model, not a curated record. Lineage: Eukaryota; Metazoa; Arthropoda; Merostomata; Xiphosura; Limulidae.
UUACGUUAUUUUCGCUGACAAAAGAAGAUAAAAUAUCGUAAUUUAAAAAUGAAUUUUACGUUUUUUUUUCCUUUUACUUUCGUGAUGUACUAUUGUCAAGUAAACACAAGACCGUACUACUGUAUUUGUAAAUUGUAUUGUUUGUAACAGUAUUUCAUUUGAUCCAUAGGAUAUGGUGUUGAGGAGAUCUCUGUUGCUACUAAGACCUUUAGGUUCCAAGAGUUACCCCAUUAGGCAGCCAAAGUUUAGACACAGUUAUUGUGUCCUCAACUCUGAUGUUAUCCAGAGAUUUUUAUGUAAUGUCUGCAUUCAGAAAUCAGAAGUCACAGCUGGAAUCAUAAUUAUAGGUGAUGAAAUAUUAAAAGGACUGACAAAAGAUACAAAUUCUGUUUUCCUGUGCCAGAGAUUAAGAGAAGUAGGAGUAGAAGUUCAAAGGAUUUCAGUAAUAAGAGAUGAAAUAGAAGCCAUAGCAGAAGAAGUUGCAACCCAUUCUCAAAAGUACUCAUUUGUUAUCACAUCAGGUGGAAUUGGUCCAACUCAUGAUGAUCUCACAUUUGAAGGAGUUGCUGCAGCUUUUAAUGAGCAAGUCUAUCCACACCCCAUCUUGGUGAAUUUGUGUAAAGAAUAUUUUGGGAAAAACCUUUCGUGCCAUGCUCCUGCAAUGAAGCUUGCCCAUAUUCCAUCAUCAGCAAAAUUGAACUUUGGUGAAGAUAAGAAGACUGGGAAACAAACCAAGUUUCCAUUGGUAUCUGUAAAGAACGUUUAUGUCUUUCCCGGUGUCCCUACUUUGCUGGAAGGUGCUUUUGACGUGUUUCAGUACUUGUUUAGUAAUCCAAACCUCCGUAAACACUACAGGGAAAUGUAUAUAAAAAAGGAUGAAGUUAGCAUUACCCCUGUGCUUAAUGCUGCUGUUAGUAAGUUCAAAGGCAAGGUUAUGAUAGGUUCCUAUCCAGCACUUGGCCACAGCUAUUACAGGGUUAGACUGACUUUGGAAAGCAUGGUGGAGGAGGACAUCAUUGCUGCUCAUGAUUACUUACUCAACUGUCUCCCUGAAGGAGCUGUGGUAGCUUAUGAUAGAAAUGCUGUAGAAAAGGCUGGAGAACGAGUGUAUGAGCUUAUUGAGGAAGAACCAUCUGUAGACGGUGCAGUAAAAGUAAUUGAAAGCUGUUUGAAAAAGUACAAAAUGUCUGAAAUAUGCCUAAGUUUUAAUGGAGGAAAAGAUUGUACAGCACUGCUACAUUUAAUCCAUGCAUGUCUAAAGAGGCACUACCCUAAUUCUGAAGAAAGGCUUCAUGCUGUUUACAUUAGGGAUCGAAUACCUUUCCCUCAGGUGGAAUCGUUUAUUCAGGAGUCUGUAAAGAGGUAUAACUUAGACUUGUUGAUCCUUGAUGGUCAGAUGAGAACAGAACUACAAUACAUGGUUAUGGAAAGACCAAAUAUUCGUGCAAUGUUUAUGGGAACAAGACGUUCUGAUCCAGGAGGAGACACUAUGGACUACUUCUGUUUGACUGAUCCAGACUGGCCUCGUGUCGUUCGUGUUCUACCCCUGCUGAACUGGAGAUACAAUGAAGUCUGGAAUUUUCUUAGACAUCUCUCUGUGCCUUAUUGUUCUUUGUAUGAUCAUGGCUUUACGUCACUUGGUAGUAUGGACUGUUCUCGACCAAACCCUGCAUUGCAGUAUGUUGAUGAAAAGGGCGUUGUUAAAUAUCACCCUGCUUAUGUAUUAACAGACUGUGGACAAGAAAGAACAAGUCGGCAUUAAUCACACAGUAGCACCUGCAUUUAAACAUGGCAGACUUCUUUAUUUUACAUAGUGAGUCCACAUGAUAAUACGUCAUCGUGAAAGAAAAAUGUGAAAUAGUUUUAAAACUAAGUGUAAAAUACUAAUAUAUAUAUGUGUGUGUGUGUAUGUGACAUAACAUGGUAAAAAAGCAUGAACUAUUUCUUGGAUAUUUCAUUUUUGAGAUUUUAUCAAGUUUUUACCAGUAUUUUCAAGUUGAAUUUUAAGUAUCAAACAUUAGUGAUAAUAAAUUAGAUAAAAUAUGAAGUUUAGUUAGGCUAAAUGGUAAGUUUUCACAUUGUGAUUUAAGAUGAAUAUACAGUGUAUGGUACAGUUAAUUUGUAAUACAAGCUUCAUUGUCUGAUUAGUGUACAGCACUACCAAAAACCAAGCAAAAUUUUAGCUCCAAACAAUUAUUCUUUAAUUGCUUUCAGAUACAAUAAUUGUUAUAUUGAAUCAGUUUUGUUGUGUUAAUUUCACUUAAAACCAACUUGGUUUUUAUUGAUUUUUUUCUAUCCCAGUUACAAAACAAUUUUAAUUGCUCAAGAGAAAUCGCAAGUAAAAAAAAAAAGAUUAAGGAAUUUUAGUGAGUUUCAAGUGAUGAAAAUUUUUUAGUUCUAUAUUAAGAGAUAUUAAAAGCCGUAUAAAUAUUUUACGUAAAGUCAGUUGAAUGUGUAAUUAAAAAAACAAUUUCUCAUUGGAUUACCCUCCCACUAGUGGUUUUCUCAUUGAGUAAACCAUUUUUGCUGUUAUUUGUAAAAUAUAAGAAUAUUAACAUGAUAAGUUGCUAUAUGAAUGUUAAAA